AUGGAGGCAGAGAAUGGUCAACUUAAAGAAGUGAGAAACAUUCACUGUUUGCUGUGCAAUGCCAACAAGCCAUUCAAAGGUUUUUUAUCGCAUAUCCGACAAAAGCAUCUCGAUUACAAACGCUACAAAUGCACAAAGUGUGCAUUUAAAACUGAUGAUGAAGAUGACAGUAUUUUGCAUCUUUUCGAAAAAAACCAUGAUCUAAAGUUCGAUAAUGCUAAUUACCAAGAACACUUGGCAGUUAAGAUCUUCCAAGACUGCUGUCGUGAGCAAUUUGCUAUUCGAAAUGAGAUGGGAAAGCAAAAAAACGUUAUCUCAGGUUUAUUGAAACAUGAAGUAAAUUUGCAAACAAUGUCGGAAAAUCGAAGGGAUUGUGGAAUCGUUUCAAAUUCAACAAAAUGCAUAAAUAAUGAGGAAAAUCCUGAAUCCAGAAUUUGCAUCACCAAAAUCCUUCCUAAGGCUACUGCUGGUUAUAAUGAACCCUGCAAAUUAUCAGAACCUGAUGACCAAACACUGUAUGCUUUUGAAUUGUUCUCUGGUGCGUUGGAAAAUACUGAAACCACCAGUUCUUACAACCUUCCAAAUGCUCUUGCUGUUAAUAAUGUUUCAACUGAUGAAGAAAAUACUUCAGUUUCACGAGUUGUAACAUCGCAGCUCAAUACUAUAUGUCAUAAAUGCGGAAAGAACGUAGGUGUCGAUUACAUUGCUAAGAAAACGCAUGCUUUGCAAUUUCACUUUACCCAAGAUGACGAUCCGGAAAUUGCCGAAUUGUUACCAGCUACUAUAAAAGCUUGCUUUCCCCAGUCUUUAUCUUGGAGUGAUUAUCAGUGCACGGAGUGUGGAAAGGCAUUAGGAACAUAUGGAAGUCGAAGAAAUCAUGUUUUAAAAGAACAUUUUUAUUGGUCUGCUUUCUGUCCACUCUCUGGUUGUACGGCCGUUAUCAGUGCUCUUGAUAAUUCAGAAGAACAUUUCAAGUUAGAGCAUAAUAUUUCGAAGUUGGAAAUGUCAAAAGAAUUAAAACAGAAACUGAAGAAGAUGAAAAGUGACCGAAAAAAUGACUUAAAUCGCAAGUUAAAUUGCUGCUUUCCCUGCUCAUUGCCACCGAAGAGACAAGUUGCCCUCAAUGGGUCAGCAUAUGAUAGCAAGCAUUUACCGAAACCAAGCAUUACAUCUGUUCUCUCUUCCCUCCUACAUUCUCAGCCCAUUAACAUCGCGAAGAAAAAAAGCUUUACAUACUCAUCAUCAGAUACUGAAUCAAGUUCUGUAGAGGAUGAAAGUGAUUCAGGGAUAAAAGGCGAUGAGCAUGAUAUAGUGAGUGAAAAAGGUGGCGAAGGAUCUUUUGGAAUUUCAUACGGAGACACAUCUUGUGAAAACGUUGGACCAACCGUCGAUUCCUAUGCUAAAGCAUUUGCUGUCAUUAUGUCGAAUUACGCGGAAAGUAUGCAUGGGAAGACAGAUGAGAAUAUGCUAGUUUUGGAAUAUUGUACGCAGCAUCGCGGAUGUCUUUGGAAGAAAUUGUUGAGUGUUUCCAAUUCAUAA
Acanthocheilonema viteae is the source of this 1539-nucleotide messenger RNA. The record is from the annotation of a GenBank genome assembly. Lineage: Eukaryota; Metazoa; Nematoda; Chromadorea; Rhabditida; Onchocercidae.